UGUGCACUGCGCAGACUGAGCUGCAGUUCAAAGAUGGCGCUGCGGGGAAGUCCAGUCAAACGAGUUCUCUGUCAUCACCUGUAAAACGAUGACCUAAGAAAAAGACGCAUCCAAAAGCUAUUUAAUAAAACAGAAGACGUUCUAGUCUGUCUUGGUAUUAGUGAGGUAAAAUGCCUUCUCCUAAAGCGCGGAGCGGCUCGGGGCGCAGCGGCAGCGUCCCGUGCGCCGGUGGAAACGGGCGCUAUGAGUUCAUUUCUCUGAGCCGAACUCCCCCCCCGCCGCAGCUGCUGCAGAGGCAGGGCUCAGACCCCACCGCGGCCCGGCUCAGAGCCUCCGAGAGCCCCAGCCGACGCCGCGGAUCGGGCUCGUCCACCUCCUCCACCGGCGGCGGGCAGCAGUUACCGGAGGAGGACUGCAUGAAGUUAAACCCGUCUUUUUUCGGUAUAGCGUUCAGCUCCCUGCUGGCCAUCGACCUGUGGCUGUCGAAGCGGCUCGGGGUGUGCGCCUGCGAGGACUCGUCCUGGGGCAGCGUGCGGCCGCUCAUGAAGCUCAUCGAGAUCUCUGGGCACGGGAUCGCGUGGCUGGCUGGUGCCGCGUACUGCCUGUAUAAAAGCGACAGUGUCGCCGGUCAGGAGGUCAUGCUGAACCUGCUCAUGGCCUUGGUACUGGACCUGGUCCUGGUCGGCGUGGUGAAGGCUGUAGUGCGGCGCCGACGUCCUGCUCAUAACCGUAUGGACAUGUUUGCCACGUUCUCUGUGGACCGCUAUUCCUUCCCAUCAGGCCAUGCCACACGUGCUUCAAUGUGCGCCCGCUUUCUGUUGGCCCACCUGGUGUUGGCGGCCCCGCUCCGCGUUCUUGUCCUGCUCUGGGCCACUUUAGUUGGUUUUUCUAGGGUUCUCCUCGGACGCCAUAAUGUGACGGAUGUGGUGUUCGGUUUCUUCAUGGGCUACUGGCAAUAUAAUUUAGUUGAGAUUCUCUGGUUGUCUCCAGUCAUGUUGCAAAACACGAUGGGACAGCUUCACUGAGAAGUUAAGACUGAGGAAAGGGAGCAUUAUUUGGAGGAUCUAAACUGUAAUUCCUUGGUGUCUGUCAAGUUGCUUUAUGUUAGUUUUGUGCGUCUGCUAAUUUGAAUGUAAAAAUUAAUCCAUCUGCCAGUAAUGUCCAGGUUUAAAUUAGAUUCUACUGGACAGAUAAAUGAGUUGAAGUGUUAGGAAGCAGUGAAAACAGACGUCUUAUUUUCCACCCCUUAAAG
Molecule: messenger RNA, 1252 nt
Organism: Rhinichthys klamathensis goyatoka
Lineage: Eukaryota; Metazoa; Chordata; Actinopteri; Cypriniformes; Leuciscidae
Gene: plpp6
Product: phospholipid phosphatase 6
Exons: 2
Coding region: 171-1025 (284 amino acids)
Molecular function (GO): sphingosine-1-phosphate phosphatase activity
Source: RefSeq, a predicted model, not a curated record